Lachancea dasiensis is the source of this 1059-nucleotide messenger RNA. The record is from the annotation of a GenBank genome assembly. Lineage: Eukaryota; Fungi; Ascomycota; Saccharomycetes; Saccharomycetales; Saccharomycetaceae.
AUGGAAAACAACCAUCUCUUAGACAUUUUUGACUAUGAUUUGGAUAUUGACUUCGAGACGGCAUAUGAGAUGAUCAAUAAUGAAGAUCAGCUUAAAGCAAGGGUGCAUCAUAACAAUCACAUGGGCGGGACGAUGGAUGUAGAUCAUUGGAGUACUUCCGACGGCCGGGGGAAACUGCGAGAGGGCGAGAGUUUGCCUUUGUCAAUUCGUAUGGACGACAUACAAGAUCACCACAGCAGACUGAGUGGAUUUGAGUCUACUUCUUUACUGUCCUAUCAUAAUGGCCACAAUCACCACGAUCAGUCUGGUUUACUGAGCGAAGUGGAAUCGAGUGCUAUCGAGAGUUUUCUGGAUAGUCUCAUUUACAAUGGCGUGCGUCCCAAUAAGCACCCCAGAGUGUCUGACCAUAAACCUAUUGUAACAGAAAGCAGGACUUCAGAGAAUAGGGAAUCUAUUAUGCCAAAAUCAAUAUUCACCGCUAUGGGCUCACAUCAAGGAAGUGAUGAUGCAAAGGCUGUCAUAACGACAUUAGAAACCGGCCAAUCAAAUGUUCGAAGCCCCGUGCCUUCUCGAGGUCACUCUGAAGAUAAUAGAACUUCAGAGUCUUUUACCCCCGGAGUGUAUUGUUCUGGCCUAGAAACAUUAGAAAAUCAAAAGCUACCCCUGUCAAAGUGUGCAAGCUACCAACCGGCUGCUAUCAAAUCGCCAGAUAUUGUCAUUCUUGACUCGGAAAUACCGACGGAUAUACGGGGUGAUGCUGCUAAAUGCAAGAGGUGGAAGCACGUAGCCCUUGAAAAAAAACGUCGAAAUGCAAUCAAAGACUAUUUUGAUGACCUAGUUAAGCUUAUCCAGUUCCCAAGAUCCGCGAUCGAUGAGGCCCAAUCGUUUUAUUUGAUAAACGAAAAGGCAGAUGCUGAAGGACCCGCGAAGAAGAAAUCCAAGGAUGGCAAGCUCUCUGAAAAGAGGAUACCUAAACAUGUUCUGUUAAAUUAUCUACUUCAAGACAUGGAUGUUCUUUUAACGGCAAACCAACGUAUGGAGGCGAUGCUUCAAUCCUAG